CCCUCCCCCCUCCGCACCGAUUUACAAGCAGGCACUUGCUCUGAGAAUCAGCAGCAGAGAGGACAGUGCUCUAAAACGGCACUGGGACCAGCCCCCAGACUGGACUCUUACCCAUCCCAUUAUAUUGAGGACAUACUCAUGCAUUUCCUGAGUAUAUACAGCAGAAAAUUGCAAGGAAACACAGGGAGAGGACUGAACAAAGCUGUGGCUGGACAACGUGCGAUUGUGUGUGUUUUCUGAGGAGGAUAUUCUUGCCGUUUUAAUGCGCCACUGCUGCUGAAGCCCCAGCUCUACCUACUUGCAGCUACUGCAGUCUCUCCAGCACAGCGCAGACCUCCUGCCCUGUCAACUCCAACACACUGGUCGUCCUUCAGCUUGACUCACAAGUCUAGGGGGUCAUAAGGGGUCUUUAUCCACCUUCUUCUUUACUUUUUUUAUUUACUUGCAUUUUUUCUUGACUUUAGGUCUCUUUCUCUCUAUAUAUCUCUACCACUCGGUAUCGCUGAGUCUCUCUCCCCAUCUUUACUGAGGCAGCCUCUCGGAAAUCACUGCGCACACGAUGUCAGCUCCAGAUGCAGCAGCUCCAGGAGGGGCUCCAGGGGCUCCUGGUGCACCAGGUGGAGAAGGGGCCCCAGGUGGAGGCCCCCCUCCCGCUCCCCCAAACACCUCCAGCAACCGCAGACUACAACAGACACAGGCGCAAGUGGAGGAGGUUGUGGAUAUUAUGCGUGUAAAUGUGGAUAAAGUCUUGGAGAGGGAUCAGAAACUGUCAGAGCUGGACGACAGGGCUGAUGCACUGCAGGCUGGAGCCUCACAAUUUGAGAGCUGUGCUGCCAAACUGAAGAACAAGUAUUGGUGGAAAAACUGCAAGAUGAUGAUUAUGAUGGGUAUUAUUGGAGCCAUCGUGGUCGGAAUAAUCUUCUUGUAUUUCUUCUCAUGAGCUUAUGACGAGGAGAAAAUCAAUGAAAGGAAGUGGAGGAAAAACAAAACAAAAACAAAAGACCUCUCAUUUUAAGUCAAUGCCUUUUCUGUUCGCCCUUCUCUCUUCACUCUCGAGCCAUCUGGCACUGCAGGGUGACUGUAGUUAGCAGAUCAGCAGAUUCAUAUGAGCUAACCAUCAUUCAGCUUUCCACCUGAGCUUUCACAAUGACUAUCUCUUACUCCCUACUCUAUGCUGCGUGGCAUCACACACACACACACACACACAUGCCACAUAGGGAAAAGCAUACAUGGAGUUUAAGUGGGAACAAAAGAGUGGGAGAAAAGCAAAGGUGGAAGAGGGAAAAUCAAGACUGUUUGAAUGAAAAACAAAAAAGGGAGACCAUGAUCCUUCUUCUUCCUACAAUGCUAAAACAUCUAUACCUCAUGUGACCUUCCAAAACCUUUAGGAUUCAAUUUGUAAACUGAUACUGACAUAUCUAACAACACUUCGUAACCUGCUAAUUCCCACUUUCAUAAUGCUUCAGCAAUUAGCAUCCCUUUAACACUUGAACAAGAUGAACAAGAACUUCAGUGUACUUUUUCUCUAUGUGUAAUUGUGACCCUGACCAUUGCAGAUAGAUGCUUCUGUUCAUAUUUAGCUAUAAGGCUUUUACAGCUAUUACCAUUGUCUUCUAUGCCUUUCCUUCAUGCUUCAGUACACGCCUUUUAAAACAGAAAGCCUUAGUGAGAACGGAGAAUAGAUGCGGCACACAGUUAUGUGGAAAAAGGCAAAAAUAUGAAGACAUUUUCAUACAUAGAGCUUUUCAUGCAUGCCGUAGAGUUACAUGCAUACAUUUCCAUCCACACACACAUCCGUAUAUGCAUACAGAGGCUAUACAUGAUUCUGCAAGUCACUUUAAGAUUGUGAUAAGAUUCCUUCUUUGGAUUUGUUUAAAAAUAAUAUGUAGUUGAAAGCUUGAAAGAAGGUAAUCAGAAUUAGGUGAAAACAUAUAGAUAAACAAGCCUACAUGAACACACACGCACAUUAACAAUAGAUGUUAGAAUUUAAUUUGUGUCCAAUUACUUGCAUGUAAGACUCUUUGGAGUCUUAUUCUGUAAUGUCCAUUUCUUAAACUACUGCCUAAUGUACAGCUCUAAAAGAGACACUUCACAGCCUCCAUAAAAGCUCAUCAGUGUACGAAACACAAAACCUAUGAGCCUGCCAAAAAAAAAACUCACACACUGAUUAAAGGUGAUAAGGAAAAUUAGUAAUUAUUUGAAAUGCCAUGUAAAAUGCUAUUUUAAUCCAAGUUCUUCAUAGACACAAACUUUAUUAUUUUUCUAUUCAAUGCAGCUGUUGAAUCUUGCAAGGACUGUCAUUUUUUCAUUGUAUUGAUUGAAUUAAACAGAUUGUAUGACAGCGCUAAAUGUAAAUGCCAUUUAUGAAUGAUGUACCAGUGAUCAGUAAACAAAUCACAUACAGCCAUUUACUGAAUCCAGAGAAGUAUUAAAAGCAUGCUUAUUUGCCCUAACACUUUUGCUGAUGCCAAUAAACAAAUCUUCAAACUGCU
Messenger RNA from Astyanax mexicanus (Mexican tetra), 2492 nucleotides. RefSeq names its product vesicle associated membrane protein 1b (gene vamp1b). Gene Ontology annotation, molecular function: syntaxin binding; SNAP receptor activity. Gene Ontology annotation, biological process: vesicle-mediated transport; SNARE complex assembly; vesicle fusion. The record is from RefSeq and is a predicted model, not a curated record. NCBI's taxonomy places the organism in Eukaryota, Metazoa, Chordata, Actinopteri, Characiformes, Acestrorhamphidae. Bases 560 to 940 code for a protein of 126 amino acids. Gene Ontology annotation, cellular component: SNARE complex; plasma membrane. The transcript is spliced from 5 exons.